UCCAACCUAAGAUAUAACUUAGCAAAAGAGUAUUCCUAUGAAUAAGAAUUAAGGAACUUAUUUACUUUGCCCCCCUGCCAUGUGGUUUGUUCCGUGUUCCCCCAGCGUUGAUGGGCUCACGGCCGUGCUGUGCGAGUGAAGCCGCUAUGCCGCCAGCCUAACCCGCGGGACGCGCUAAAGCUGGCGUCUACUCUCUCCCACGGCCACAACGACUUGUUUCCCGCCCAGUUUCCGCCGUGUGCCCGGCAGAUCCUGGCCGAUAGGACGGACUGCGAGGCGCCAAGAGCAGCGAGGGACGGCGGCGGGCGGCGGUUUUGUCCGGACCCGACCCGCUAGCUCCGUGGUCACGGUGUCCCACCCCCGAGCCUACCCGGGCUCCCAGCACGAACUCUCCGCCUCUUUCCUCCUCUCCAGGCCCACGGAUCUGCACCAGGACUCGACAUUUGCACGUAUUCCUGCCUCAUCGCGACUUCUUCGUGGAGAAUAGCGUCAGGAAUCGCAGAAAUAUACCGAUUUGGUGAGCAGUUGUCCCGUGGUGCGACCCCCCUCCCCACUCACCCAGUCAGCUCGCAGAAAAAGAAGAAAAAAAAAUCGCGGAAUAAUCAGGUCAAAACUUUCUUCGCUUCUCUCUUCGGAUACUUCUCCACCAUUCUCCACGAUGUAAAGGUGUUGUGGUGACCAUUGACGCGUUCUCCCGGAUUUUAAGCGAGUACCCUCCCCAGAUUUGGAGUACAGACCGCUGCAGCAACCCUGUGCCACCAUGUCGCGGAAGGGAGAACCCUGCAACAAAUUCGCCGCCAACAUCUUCAACAAGGCCAAGUGUCAAAACUGCUUCCGUCCUCGGGAAGAACAUCUUCUCAACGACUCAGACAUGUCCCAGGCCAAAGUGACGGCAUGCGGCUGGAUGUACCGCGCCCCUGACCUCAUAGACUUCAGCAACCCGGCUCAGAGAUCACGGAAAUGGCAGCGACGGUGGUUUGUGCUGUUCGAACAUGGCGGCCUGGUCUUCUCACUGGACGAAAACCCGAGCACGAUUCCCCAGGGCACCAUUAACAUGAACCAGUGUACGGAGGUGUACGACGGACAGGGCAGGACAGGCAAGGAGAACUGUCUCGCUAUCGUCACUCCAGACAGCGUCGACUACGUCUCAACCGACAACAAGUUCGACAUCGACAGGUGGUACGAGGUCCUGGUUAUCUACCCUCGCAGUAAGAAGAUGAAGAACAAGCGGAAUUUCACCAUACCCAGCCGGAAGUCGGACAGCCCGGAUGCUGAGAGGUCACAGGAGGGCGUUACCACGCCGACUGGACAGGAGAAGCCCAGCGACGAGGAGAACAAGGAAAAUCAGAAAGCCAGGCCUCGACAACCAACCAGGGUCAUCGUCGUCAGUCGCACUUUUCCGACUGUACAAAAAAUUCCGUCGUUUCCAUGGAUACAGGACAUCCCCGGCCAACCGGAGAAGGAGAAGGACCCGGAGACGGGGACGCAGCGCGAGCCGUUGUCCCCGACGACCGUGACUUCUCAGAAGGAUGCGCAACCGCCGACGAUACUGCCCCAGAAAUCCGACAAGGACGCGAAGAACGUUAACGGCGACCUGAAAGGUCAGCGGAAGGAAACGAACCUCGAAAGGUACAACACGAUGUCUUCCAAGCAGAUGGACAAGAAAGGCUCCCUUGGGGGUUCCUCGCGAGGGACGUCCAAGUCUCAGAGUCUUGACGAACAGCAAGCCAGAACCCCUAGUGAGGACUCCGGCGGUGAGGAGAGAAAAGCAGGGACCAUGUACGAGACGUUUAGCAGCUCGGACAUCCGAGACGCGCGCAGAAAUCGGCGGCCGAGCGACCCCUACGCCAAAAUUGCGGACGUGCCAAAAGCCAAGCGCUACGAUGGGGUGGAUUCAGGAGCAACUUCUCAAGAUGCAGAAGAAGAAGGUGGAGAAGAAGAAGAAGAAUCAUCUUCCGAGGAGGAAGAGUCGUCAGAGUCUGAACCGGAGGCGCCUCAAGAACCGGUUUCCGCGCCGCCUCCGUUGGAAAAGAAACCGGACAGCGCGGCGUCCUCCCCCGACAAGCAGCGGCCCAAGAGCCUCGGGGUGGAAGACUUCGAGAAGCUCCUUGGAGAAAAGCCGAAGCCGAUCUUAAGACUGUACGACCAGCUGGAGGCCCUGGAGCCUGAUUGGCCCAGGGAGCAAGCCCGGGAGGGAAGGAGUGAGAGAAGAGGCAGAAAAGAGAGCAGAGAGGAGCCUCCAUCGAUGCGCCGCCGCAACGCCGCCAUGCAGGCCGCCCAGCGCAGAGCGCGGUCUCUGGGGCCGGAAGUGCGAUACACCGACAACAUCUCCCCUGAGCUGUUGAACUUGAAGAAAGGCUGGCUGAAUGUGCAAGGCUCCACAGAGAAGGAGUGGACCAAGCACUGGUUUGUACUGUCUGGCCAUGGUCUACACUACUACAAGGAUGCCAAGGCAGAGGAGGCUGGGACAUACGAUGGUGCCAUUGACCUUGACACGUGUUACGAGGUGUCGGAGAAAACUUCCCAGAGAAACUACGGCUUCCUCGUCAAGACCCACUCAGGUGUGUAUAACCUGUCGGCGAUGACCUCGGGAAUCCGGCGGAACUGGAUUGAGGCGAUACGAAAGGUCAUGCCGGCCAGCCUGCGACCUCCGUCCCCCGACAUCACCAAGGACGCCAAACCACCACCGCGCCGGGAGGAACAGGAGAUGACCCCGGGGCGCGAGGUGCCCAGACGGAGGGCCUUCCUCCCUGACACCGAGCAGAUGCUAUACGGGGAUAAACCACAAGGGGGCGUUGAUGCCAAGAAGUCGGGCUGGCAGCACCCGGGCCGGAAGCGUACGCGGGAGGAGCGUCCCAAGACCAUGGACAUCUCCGUGAUCCGAGACCAGUACCGCCAGCGGAACCGAGACAGCGUGCACGAGCAGCGAUCUUCUGACGACAUGCUGAGGAGACCGUCCGCCAGCAAAACACCGCUGGUGACGGAACCACGCAGGGUCGCCACCGGUCCCGUUCCCUCCGCCCAGCCGGUUGAACCGCCUGCGGAGCCGGAUGGCAGGCAGCGAGAGGAGGCGGCAGCGAAGGAGGCGGUCCAGAGGCAGGAGGAGGAGAAGAAGAGGCUGGCGGAGAUGGAGAGGCUGAAGGAUGAGACGGAGAGACGACAGGCACAGACGGACAGCACGCUGGUGGAGCUGCUCGAAACAGAGGUGGAGUCCCUGAAAGCCAGGCUGGAGAAGACACAGCAGGACCUGGUGAAUGUUCACGAGGAGAAUGUCGAGCUGAAGAUGCAGCUGGCGGCAACCCGACGGGAACACCUGCAGUCCUACACGGAGAUGGAGAGCGAACAGUCCACUUACCUGACACAGAUCGAGGACAUCAACCAGUCCUGGCACUACCUCCGCAACCUCAACACCGAGCUGCAGGCCCAACUGGAGGACCAAAAGUCCCGGGCCGACCUCACCAACAUCCAGGUGCAGACACUCAAGAACCAGCUGACGGAAGCCAAGGAGACUUCCAGAAAGCAGGACGCGGAGAUCCGCAGUCUCAAGACGAAGCUGGACAUCUCGAACUCGGAGAUCACCAUCGGAGAGUCUGCCCUGAAGAAGGCGCAGAGUUACCUGGAGCUGGAGCGGGAGCGCAGCCUUGCGCAGGUGGAAGACAUGAAAGGGAAAGUGAAGGCUCUUGAGGAGAAGCUGGUCCAGAGCGAUGUGCAGCUUCAGAAGGUGCGGGAGGAGAUGGCUGAGAAGAUAAGACAGCUGCAGAACCUGAGCAAGGAGAAGGAGAAGGACUCUGAGAACAGCAGGCUGGUGGAGAGGCUGAUGGGGAGGAUCGAGGACCUCAAGGGUCGGCUGGACGAGUCGGGGAAGGAGCAACAGCAGAACGAGGAACGUCUUCAGCGCCGGAUGGAGCGUCUUCAGAACAAGUACGAGGGCGAGAAGAAGUUUCUGGAGGAGACCGUGAAGGAUACAGAGGAGAGGCUGAAGGAGACGGAGGAGAAACUGAAGGUGCAGAUGGAGAGGGUCCAGCGGGACAAGCAGAGGGACGAGGAGGAGAUCACCGAGCAGGUGCACAGUCUCGAGCGACGUCUUAAAGAUGCUGACGUGAUGAUCAAGCAGCGCUCGGAGCAGCUGCAGAUGGAGCGGUCGGGGAAGGGUCCGCUGGUGUCGAAGGUGAACAGCCUGACCUCGCGGGUGGAGGAGCAGGAUCGGGAGAUCCAGGCCCUGCGAUCCCGGCUGCAGCAGGACCAGAAGAGGAGCGGGAUGCAGACACAGCUGGAGGACACCGUCCGAGAACUGCAGGCAUCGCAGCAGAGGGUGCAGGAGUUAGAGAGCGAGCUGACAGAAAGGGCCGAGACCAUCCAACGACUCGAGAACGGUGGGUCCGUCCCUCCUACAGACUCGAACCAGCUUCUUAAGGAGAACUCUGACCUGAAAGAGAAGCAGGACAGCACCUUGAAGAGGAUGAAGCAUCUCCAGGUGCAGCUGAACGACAUGCACGACCGGUUCGAUGCCCUGGAGCUGCAGAACAUGCAGCUGCAGGAGGAGCUCAGGACCUCCGAGGAGAGCGGCAAGCAGGAGAUGGACCUCAUGGCCGGCAAGGUCACCGACCUCUCAGAGAAACUCAACGCUGCCGAGAAGAAGCUGAGAGAAUCCAGUCAGAAGUCAGCCAGAAAAGCUACAGAUGCAGCCGUGCCAAAGGAUCUUGAUGAGAAGCUGAAAGACAUUGAGGAAAAGCUGUCAGACGGGCAGAAGGCGCUGGAAUCUCAGGACAGGCUGGUGGGCCAGCUGACGGCUCAGAUGACAUCGGUGGAGGAGAAGGUGCUGGUUGCCGUGGGAACGGAAGCUGGGGAUGGCGAGGAGGCAGAAGGAUGGGGGUCUGGUACGGAGGCUGACACUGCAGAGAAGAGGCAGGGCGCAAAGAAAAAGACGGGCCGUUCCAUCGAUGCCGACAACCCCAGCUCCUCAGACUCGGAAGUAGGGGAGGCAGCUUCUUCCAAGGAAGGCAAGCUCCUCGGCCGCAUCAGGAAUCUUGAGAAGGUUCUCAAGGAGAAGGAUGUGAAGCUGAAGGAAGUGACGGCAAAGCUGGUGGACCAGACGACCAAGGAGAUCGGCAGCCGGAAGGACCACCACGCCAAGCUGCUGCAGUCGGAGAGCAAGGCGAAGGAGAUCGAAAAGAGCAGCGCUGCCAAGAUACAGGACCUGACCAAGGAACUAGAGAGGGAGAAAAGGAACCAGACCAAAGCACUGGAGGGUGUGGUUGAGAAGUACAAUGACGUGCAGCAGAGAAUCGCCUACAGUUGGUCACUCUUAGACGACGGGCGAGACAAACUCUUUGCAGUUCUCAAAAUAGCUUCAAAAGACGCCGGAAUCAAAAGGCGGCUGUCAGAAGUGGAGUCCAAAAUGUGCGAGACACUGGCAAGGCUGAAAGUCGCCGAGAACAUGUGCCAAACGCAGAACGAAAAGGUGCUACAGGGCGUUGGGCCAGUUCCCAAACCCGACGCACCAACGGGGCUAUCCCUCUCCCAGUGGGUCGCAGGCGUUCUGACUGACUCUGACCAAACUCUCUUACCACAGGAGCAGGGUCGGGACCAGGGAGACGCCUUAGCCCUGCAGGCCGCCAUCCUUACAGAAAUGGCCAAAUCCCUGGAGGAGACUCCUCAAGGAAGAGUGCCAAGUGGGAAGGAGCUACAGCUGAAGGAGUUCGAAGACGUCUUGGCGAGGAUAAGACACCUUGAGGCAGUUCUUAAGAAUGAGGAGGUGCCAAGUGAAAGUUUUUCCGCCUUGUCGGGAAGAGCCGCGGUAACUCAGGUAGACGUACCCACAGUGUUAGACCAUGUCCUGCAGGAUUGCAGUUACGCCCCAGAAGACCUGCAGAAGUACAACGAAGCCAAGCUGCAGUGUCAGGCCCAAACUGCUGAGCUCCUGACGGAGUUGUCUCGGCAUGACAGGUUCGCGGAGCUGGACCUUUUCAACCUGGUGAAGUCCGUAGCCGCAGGGACUGUCAAAAGAUACUCCGUAGAGACCUUAUCAGCCUCCAGACUUAAGAAGCAACCCGUCUCUGAGAAGGACGUCGCACAUCGGCUGCAGGCAGCCAAGUCUGACGCGCGACACGGUCAGCAGCAGCUUUCUGAACUGCUGGAAACCUACCAGGGCAGCCGGGUGUCGGCCAUCGCAGCAGCCAUGGCCAGGGACGUCCUACAAUGUGCAAACACGACGGUAGCGAACGCGCCGCCCGUAACGGUCUCUCUCGUAGGUUCGGCAGCAUCACAGGACAUGGAUGCCAGAAUCCAGCAGGAGGUCGCGACCUUGGAGACCAAGAGAGCGGCCGCGAAGGUUCUCGGCCGGGAAACCAUCUGGUCAGACGUCUUCCUCAACCUCCAACAGGGGUGCGACGCCCACUUGAGAAAGCUCCACUUAGAGAAGCAGUCGAGUCUCUACAGAUUCCGUUCCCACGCCGACUGGUUGGAAGAGAAAUACUCUGCCGUACAGAAAACUCUACAGGAGGACGUGAGGGUGAUUUCCGAGAAACUCAAGCAGGCAUUCGAUGCGGCGCUGGACAGAAGACCGUCAGAGGUAGACGCGUCGGGAGAAGUGUACAGUCUCCGGUCGGUGUCGCAGUUUGCGGACGUGGUGUGCAAUUGGGCGGUGGUGAAGGCAAUGUCAGACCACCUCGGGAAGAGGGAACCGGGAGCGGCCAAACCGCAGCAAGCCGAUUCCAGCCUCAGACCGAGCAAACUCUCCGGCUACCUGCUGGAGAGAGCACGCGACAUGGCUGCGAGCGCCAAGGAUGCGCGGAAACAGAACCUCACGGGCGCUCCGACGACGGAACAGCAUAGACACGUUACCAUGACGAUUCAGUGGGCCGUUCACCAGGCGGAGAGUGAAUACCUGUCGAUGUACCUGCGUAUGGAACAGGAGCGACAGGUGUCGGCGUUCCAACAGGUGUUCCAGGACGUGCGGACCUCCCCGUCGGCGCGUACGUUGGAGAGCCUCGCGAUCGAACACUCGCGGAACAUCAUCGACACGCGGGAGAAGUACGAGAGCCUGCUGCAGAGGGAGCGCCAGGAGAGCACCAAUCAGAUCGCAGGGAUGCAGGAGGAGCUGGAGACCCUGCGACAGACCCAGGUGAAGAAGACCCACUGUGACACCUGCACCAGCCCCAUCCAGAUCGAGGGCAAGGCCGUCUCCGUCGACCAGGAGGUCAAGAUACAGGACAUGGCAUCCAGACAUAAGAAGGAGGUGUCCCAGCUGCGAGACGCUCACCAGAAGGAGCUUGACCAGGUGAAGACGCAGCUGAAGAUGUCUCAAGACGACCUCCAGCGGAGGAACAAGGAGAGCAUCAAGGAAGUGGACCAGCUGACUGAGCUGAUCGAGACACUUAAGAUGCAACAUGAGGAGGAAGUUGGGCAGCUUCGGGAGGCUCUGGCUCGGGAGAUCGACUCUGCCAGGGACGAGGUAACACGAUCCUUCCAGAAGACGGUAGCCUCCGUGGCCUGCAGCACAGACGAGGAGACGGAGCUGGUGUCGGGUGACGUCCUGCGGGAGCGGCUGGAGGAGCUGGAGCAGGAGUGGGAGGAGAAACUCGCCGCCGCCAAGCAGGCUCACGAGGACGACCUGGAGCAGGUGCGUAACGACAUGCUGACGGCAGUGAGGUUCGCUCAGGAAGCCGCCAAGACUGACCAGGAGUCAGAGGAACUCAGGAAAAGAGUCCAGGAGCUUGAAGAGGAGAUCCACCAGGUUGAGGCUGAGUAUGAGGAAGCCCUGAGGAGACAGAAGGAAGAAUUCGAGCGAGCCUUACAUCGGAGCCAGGCCGCGGGCCCGCCCGGGAAGGAGCACAGCAAGAAGUAUGAGGAGGAACUGGACAGCAUCAGGGCUGUGAGUGACCAGGCGUUGAGCUCGUUGGAAGACUCCCACCAGCGGAUGUUAGACGACAUGAAACGAGCGCACCAACGGGAACUGGAGAAGGUGGAAGAACAGAAGGAAACUCUUCUAGCCGAGGAGACCGCAGCAACCAUUGCAGCGAUUGAAGCCAUGAAGAAGGCCCACAGAGACGAGCUGGUGAGGGAAGUGGCCAAGGCUCGCAUGGAGGCCGGGCAGACAUCUCAGGACCUGGAGGACAUCAGACAAGAACACCAGAAGGAGAUAGAAGCCCUGAACCGUGAAGUGGAGGUCCUGUCGAAACAGUUCUCUGGCAAGUGUGUGGAGAAAUCGCACCUUGAUCAGCAGGUGGAGACGCAGACAGCCACCAUUAAGGAGGUCCAGAGUAAGAUGCAGGACCUGAUGCAGCAAAACCAGGAGCUCAGCGCAAGAUUGACAGAAGAGAUGAAGCGGGUGCAGCGUCUUGAAAGCGGCGGAACCCGAGAACCGUCAGACGGGAAGGAAACGCCAAACCUGUACGAGCUCCAGGUGUCCUUAAGAGUCAAGCAGUCGGAGCUGCAGUACUUAAGACAGGAGGUGGGCUCCUUGAAGGAAGAGCUCAAGUCUGCCAGAAGGGACCAGAUGCACCUUGCAGAGAAGCACCAGAGACUACAGCUGGAGUACGAAGGCCUGCGGGUCCGGCACGACCGCCAGGUGGCCUCGCUGCACAGCCAGCUCCGCGAGCUCCAGAACCUCCCGGAAGUCGUGCCCGAAGACGAGCCAGUGUUCGUCGGCGCGGCAACGACCACGCCCUCCUCCUCCGCCAGGUAUAGCCCGUCUCCGGGCGUGUCCUCCUCCCGUUACACCACAUCAGCGACAUCGCCAUCCGCUUACGACAUCCAGAGGUCGAAGAGCACGCCGGACUUCCUGACGCUCCCGGAAGCUGGCACGACGACAGAGAGACAUUUCUCUGACGACACGGAACCGAUUCGCGUCAAGCUGCGCAGGUCAAAGGACGAGCCAACAAAGGUGGGCAGAAAGAGUUUGGAGAGAGGACCGAGGUCAGGCCGUGUCGCAGACCGACUUAGGCUUUUCGAGACUCCCUGAACACAACACCCCUACAGCAAACAUGGCAUAGUCCAGUUCAGCACCUCUACAAUGUUGGGAGAGUCCAAUAUCUUACAGAAAGAGGGUGGAAAACUGCUAACUUCUUCGAGUCACCCCCCCCCCCC
This is a messenger RNA of Branchiostoma floridae (Florida lancelet), 9087 nucleotides long. RefSeq names its product centrosome-associated protein CEP250-like. Gene Ontology annotation, molecular function: actin filament binding. The record is from RefSeq and is a predicted model, not a curated record. Gene Ontology annotation, biological process: actin filament organization. Gene Ontology annotation, cellular component: actin cytoskeleton. The coding region runs from base 761 to 8962 and encodes 2733 amino acids. The transcript has 30 exons. NCBI's taxonomy places the organism in Eukaryota, Metazoa, Chordata, Leptocardii, Amphioxiformes, Branchiostomatidae.